Protobothrops mucrosquamatus (brown spotted pit viper) is the source of this 959-nucleotide messenger RNA. RefSeq names its product zinc metalloproteinase/disintegrin-like HR1a. Gene Ontology annotation, molecular function: metallopeptidase activity; endopeptidase activity. The record is from RefSeq and is a predicted model, not a curated record. Gene Ontology annotation, cellular component: plasma membrane. The transcript is spliced from 6 exons. Bases 36 to 746 code for a protein of 236 amino acids. Lineage: Eukaryota; Metazoa; Chordata; Lepidosauria; Squamata; Viperidae.
UCCUUUAGCAAACACCUUCUCAUAUGAGGGCAUGAAUGAAGCUGAAGGACUCAUUCCUUGCUUCUCAUAGUCAACAGAGGAAGAGGUCAGGUUGGCUUGAAAGCAGGAAGAGAUUGCCUGUCUUCCAGCCAAAUCCAGCCUCCAAAAUGAUCCAGGUUCUCUUGGUAACCAUAUGCUUAGCAGUCUUUCCUUAUCAAGGGAGCUCUAUAAUUCUGGAAUCUGGGAACGUUAAUGAUUAUGAAGUCGUGUAUCCACAAAAACUCACUGCAUUGCCCAAAGGAGCAGUUCAGCCAAAGUAUGAAGACACCAUGCAAUAUGAAUUUAAAGUGAAUGGAGAGCCAGUGGUCCUUCACCUGGAAAAAAAUAAGUAUGAAUUAUAUCUCUCUGUAUAUUCUGAAACUUUCCUUACCAGCUUUAACCAGUGUAGUCCUCUUGUCUCCCUCCAGGAUCACUGCUAUUAUCAUGGACGCAUCCAGAAUGAUGCUGACUCAACUGCAAGCAUCAGUGCAUGCAAUGGUUUGAAAGGACAUUUCAAGCUUCAAGGGGAGAUGUACCUUAUUGAACCUUUGAAGUUUUCUGACAGUGAAGCCCAUGCAGUCUUCAAAUAUGAAAAUGUAGAAAAAGAGGAUGAGGCCCCCAAAAUGUGUGGGGUAACCCAAACUAAUUGGGAAUCAGAUGAGCCCAUCAAAAAGGCCUCUCAGUUAGUUGUUACUGCUGAAGUAAGUCACAUAGCAAACAUGGUUUGAGAACCGGGAUUCAUUUACUUGUUUCUAAAAUGUAAAGUAAGAGAGAAAUUCUUUGGGGAGGGGUGAUUAGAUAGAAUUCCAAAGGGAAAACCUCCCAUUUCUAUCUUUUUAUUCUAGCCAUGGUAUAAAAGAAAUAAUGGAAACAUGAUGAACAGAAAAUACAUAUUCCAGGCUUAUAGCAUUUUCUUUGGUCAUACAGAUUUGAAUCAAAAU